AGAAAGCAGGGCGUAAAGCACUGUAAUGACUGUAAUAUAAAAAAAGCAAAUCUCUAUGGUACAUACAUUGACAUAUGAUAAAAAACAUUUGAAUUCACAGUCAAAUGACACCGUGAUUGGUUUAGUAAUUAGUAAUAUGGUACGUGGAUUUUUUUGAAAAAAAAAAAUAAGUAGUGUUAUUUUGAUAAACAUAGCUACCUGCGAAAUGUCUAUCAAUGUAUUAGAUCAUACUGAAAAAGAUCUUGAUUUGUUUAACUCUGAUCGCGGAAUUUGGCUUGUUAAAGUACCAAAAUAUAUAGCCAAUAAGUGGGAAAAAGCACCUGGUACCAUAGAGGUGGCAAAACUUACAAUAUCCAAACAUUUCAAGCAAAAAGCAGAAGUCACACUGAGACUUUCAGAAACUGUUAUGGCACUUAAAGAACCUGGAGAGCAUGAUGUUCCAAAACAACAUAAGCUGGAUGUCACAACUGUAAUUAAUCAAACGCUUGGUGUCUUUUCACAUUGCACAGCUUCAAAUAGAUCAGAAAUAGUUUCAACAGAAGAUGAUAAGUUACUUAUGGAAGGAAAAAUCGUCCAAAAACUUGAAUGUAGACCUCAAGCUGAUAGCACUUACAUGAAACUUAAACUUGCAAGUAUCAAAGAAGCUUCGAUACCUCAAAGACAAGUACAACAACUUGAAAGGGCUGUCCAAAAUUUCAAACCAGUUUCUGAUCAUAAACAUAACAUAGAAUAUGCAGAGAAAAAAAAGGCUGAAGGGAAAAAAAUUAGAGAUGAUAAGGAAGUUGUUUUGGACAUAUUAUUUGCUGCUUUUGAAAAACAUCAAUAUUAUAAUAUAAAAGAUCUCGUUAAAAUAACAAGACAACCCAUUGUAUAUCUGAAAGAAAUUUUAAAUGAAGUAUGCAACUACAACUUGAAAAAUCCGCAUAGAAACAUGUGGGAAUUGAAGCCAGAAUAUAGGCAUUACAAGGAAGAAAAAUGCCUCUACGAUGCGAAUAAAAAAAUUUUAAGUGACAUUUAGCGACAGGUCCGGGCAGCAGUACUUUUUAAUAUAAAAAUUUUCAACACCAUGCUAUACUGUUACGUUGACUAAGAUACUUGUAACUGUCCACCUUCUCUUGAAGACGAAAUCGUUAUCAUUCUUAUGGAUAUAAUUAUCUAUGAAUAAAGUUUCAAUAAUCUAUGAAAAAUAACUAGUAAAAAAAGUUGUGACACACUUUUUGGCAUAUUAACUCUAUAUAUUUAUUUAACA
Messenger RNA from Copidosoma floridanum, 1249 nucleotides. It is a transcript of the gene TfIIFbeta, whose product is annotated as transcription factor TFIIFbeta. Gene Ontology annotation, biological process: transcription by RNA polymerase II; transcription initiation at RNA polymerase II promoter. Gene Ontology annotation, cellular component: transcription factor TFIIF complex. The record is from RefSeq and is a predicted model, not a curated record. NCBI's taxonomy places the organism in Eukaryota, Metazoa, Arthropoda, Insecta, Hymenoptera, Encyrtidae.